This is a messenger RNA of Dibothriocephalus latus, 420 nucleotides long. The record is from the annotation of a GenBank genome assembly. Lineage: Eukaryota; Metazoa; Platyhelminthes; Cestoda; Diphyllobothriidea; Diphyllobothriidae.
AUGCAGUACUUUCACAAGGAUUUAGAGUCCGCUAAGACGUACACGUUCUCCGAUAAUUCGGAAAAGUAUUUGUUCCUCUCAUCCUGUAUCCGCGAAUUCAAACAUCCGAUUUCAUCUUCUCUUCUGCAUGAAAUGAACGACGUAGAAAGCGUCCUGAACUACUUUCUGACCCCUGUGAAAUCAGAUGACGUCCUAGUCAAUAUGGCCAACGCAUCUGACGAUAAAGACGCGCUACCUAGCAAUCUGGUCGUGCAAGUUGACAGUAUUAGGUUUGACCCUGGUGACAAAUCCUUUUUCCCCACAACGGCCUUCCCUGGCAGGUCCACCAUCGUGAGUGGUAUUGACACUAGUAGAAUCUACCCUUCCGUUAAAGCCUCAAAGGACAGACGUGUCAGGAUUGAUCCAGAAGACUUGGUAUGA